GAGACUGGCUCAUUCAAGUUUUUGCUGUCGAGGAGAGUUGGUAUCUUGAGCGGUGAACAAUAGACGGCGGUGUUGCGGUUAGCGUGGGAUUAAAAAAAAAUAUUCCGAGAAAAAAAAAAUACCUUUCUCUGUUUAAAUAACUUUGGGAAAUCCACAUUCUGCAGGAUUUCAACGAUUUGUGGUGGUAAACAAGGAUCUCUGUUCCCUUUGGAGUUAAAUACAACAGCCCUUUUGGGCUCACCCACAGCCCGCUAGCAGUAUGGAUGGAUUUUAUGAUCAGCAAGUUCCUUUUAUGAACUCUACUAAUGUCUCUCAUGUUGAGGAGCCACGUAUUAGACAGCUGAGUGACAGAAAACGCAAAUUUUUAGACAAUGAAUUGGCUCAAGAUUCUGAAGAGCUUUUCCAAGACUUGAGUCAACUUCAGGAGAUCUGGAUUGCUGAAGCCCAGGUUCCUGACGAUGAGCAGUUUGUCCCAGAUUUUCAGUCAGAUAACUUGGUGUUCCAUGGACCUCCUCCAACCAAGAUCAAACGUGAACUGCACAGUCCAUCUGAGGAGCUCUCUCCCUGCAACCGUGACCAGAACCUCAACACCCACUAUGGGGAGAAGUGCCUUUACAACUACAGUGCCUAUGACAGGAAGCCAUCUACUGGGUUCAAGCCAUUAACUCCUCCUUCAACGCCUGUGUCCCCACGUGGGUCUGGACACACCGCUGGGGCACGGCCUCCACUUCACAAACAGACACCUCCUCCAGGUAUUGGACAAACACUUCCAGCUGGACAAGUCCAUGAACAGACCCAUAUUCAGAAUACUCGUCAACUUGGUUCUCAGACACCCACAUUUGCAGUGCCCUGCCCACCCCUGGCUCAUUCUGAUGGACAGUACGGCCCAGAACAUAGGUUCCACCGUCAGCUGUCAGAACCAUGCCUUCCUCUUCAACCUGCUGAACCCCGCAGAUGCCCACCAUAUCCUCCUCAAGCUGCCAGCGCUGCUUCCCGAGAUGGCAGGCCUCCUUAUCACCGACAGCUCUCAGAACCUCUUGUACCUGCACCACCUCAAGGCUUUAAGCAGGAACUACCAGAUCCCCGUUACAGAGAACACGCUAUGGCACCACCACAACCACAAUUCCAUAACCCCCAUUCUCUUAACAUCAAGCAGGAGCCCCAUGACUACUGCUUUGAUUCUGAAGUGCCUAACUGCCAGUCCUCAUUUGGAAGGGGUGGAGGUUUCUACCGCAACAACCAUGACACCUUUUCUUAUGAUCGGGAUCCCCGUCUUUACUACGAUGACACCUGUGUUGUUCCGGAAAGGCUUGAUGGCAAAAUAAAACAAGAGUCCCCAAUAUAUCGUGAUGCACCCCCUUAUCAGCGGAGGGGUUCCUUACAGCUCUGGCAGUUUCUUGUUACUCUGCUAGAUGACCCUGCAAAUGGUCACUUCAUUGCUUGGACUGGUCGUGGCAUGGAAUUUAAACUUAUUGAGCCUGAAGAAGUGGCUCGUCGUUGGGGCAUCCAGAAAAACCGUCCUGCCAUGAAUUAUGAUAAACUCAGUCGUUCUCUGCGCUAUUACUAUGAGAAAGGAAUUAUGCAAAAGGUGGCUGGAGAGCGGUAUGUUUAUAAGUUUGUUUGUGAUCCAGAAGCUUUGUUCUCCAUGGCAUUCCCUGACAACCAACGGCCAUGCCUGAAACCAGACCCAGACUGCCCACAGGUGGACGAUGAUACGCUGCCUUUGACACAUUAUGAGGAGAAUACUCCAUAUGUACUGGAUGGGGGGGAUCAGUGUAUGGGAGGCUUGCCAUUCCAUGAGGGCUAUGUCUAUUGACCUCUCACUUGGACUACAAAAGGGAGGCUUCUUGACUUUCCUGUUUCAAUGCUUUCUAUUUCUUUUUCAUUUGGAAGGACGUAAAUACACUUGUUUAAAUUACUGAGUGCUUGCAAAUAGGCACAUUUGCUCUUUGAUACACAACAAGUCUGCUGUCCUGGAAAUGGCCCAGGUUUGUGUCUGUAAUGGAGGUGCAGCUGGGGUUUCUGUCUUUUUCCAGCCACCCACAGUGAUAGAUGAAUGAACAAACAUUGCUUCUGUGAAGGCAGAGUUUAAAAUGGAGAAGGAAGGCUGCUGAUAAUUCUACUUUGAUUGCGUGACUUUGUAGCAUUCAUUUCUGUAUUGACAAUCUGCUUUUUAAAACAUUGUUUUAGCUUCUGGCCACACUGUUGUAUAGCUGCCUUUUUGAAAUGUAUAAUCAGAGUCACUGAAUUUUUGAAAGGGCUUUAAACAACACUAAAUACUGCUGUAACAUCCUUUAAAAUUAAAAAAAAAAAAAUAUUCUGUGACCAUGAGUAUUUGAACGAGCAGGCCCUUCUUGACGAUCGCUUGUUUAGUAUGGCUUUUGGUAAGUCAAAUUUGCAUUUUAAGAACUGGUUUUAAACAUCUCGAGCAGGUCUACUCAUUUUUGUGUCCAGAGAUACAAGCCACGUUGAGUAUACUCUGCUGCCAUUGGAAGUGACCAAGCAGUCCUUCCUAACACUUAACUGCUCCUAGGAAACUGGUAGCAGAGGGAUAUUUUGUGACAAAAGGGAUAAAUGACAGUAUUUUCUGAAGUUUUUGGAAGAAUUUAUAAAUAUAUAUUACAAAGAGAUUUUUUUAGGGUUUUUUUGUAUUUAGAGCUUAAAUAACUUUUAUUUUUUAUUAUUGGCACUGCACUCCUACGAGGAUUUUGACAGACUGGAAUUACAGAUUUUUUUUUUGUUCCCUUUUUCUUCAGGUGCUUGUUAUAUUGAAGGGGAUUUGUACAAUCAUUCCCAUUUAAUACCCCAGCAACUGAAUAUUCUGAGAGCCUGCCUUCCUGUAAUUUUUAUUUUUUAUGUUUUUAGAAAAAUGCUAAGGAUUGUCUGCUCUCUGCCCGUGUUUGCGUGGAGUAUUAAAACAGGCUACUGCCCAAUGACAUAUCGCUAAUCUGUAAUUCUAUAAUGAGAUGGUUUAUGUAAAGUUCUCUGCAUUUUUAAUGUUUCAUGGAGUUGUUUUGAAGAAAAAUAUAUAUAUUUUUGCAAAGGCUGCAUCAGUUUUCAAAUUAUUGUAUAUGCUGUAUAGUUUUGCCUUUUACAAAUAUGUAUAUCUGUAUAAUCCCCUAUAUAACUACAGUUCUUGUGCUAUAGUAAUUUCAGAAAUUACAUGCUCUUGGAGUGAAUUGGAGCACAAGGUACUGCCAAGGUCUCGGAAGACAUUGAUUUUAGUACUGUCUAUCCACCGAGGUCCAAAGUGAUCCAAGCUUGUAUAGGCAGCUUCUUUCCUGAAUUUUUCCACAAUGUGUACAUCGCACUGCCGAGUUUACAGUCUGUACUGUGUACAAUAAAAUGUUUUUUUUUUUCCUGCUUCA
Polypterus senegalus (gray bichir) is the source of this 3368-nucleotide messenger RNA. RefSeq names its product ETS variant transcription factor 5a (gene etv5a). Gene Ontology annotation, cellular component: nucleus. The transcript is spliced from 13 exons. Gene Ontology annotation, biological process: regulation of transcription by RNA polymerase II; cell differentiation. Bases 260 to 1816 code for a protein of 518 amino acids. Gene Ontology annotation, molecular function: DNA-binding transcription factor activity, RNA polymerase II-specific; sequence-specific DNA binding. NCBI's taxonomy places the organism in Eukaryota, Metazoa, Chordata, Cladistia, Polypteriformes, Polypteridae. The record is from RefSeq and is a predicted model, not a curated record.